Molecule: messenger RNA, 4284 nt
Organism: Phoenix dactylifera (date palm)
Lineage: Eukaryota; Viridiplantae; Streptophyta; Magnoliopsida; Arecales; Arecaceae
Source: RefSeq, a predicted model, not a curated record
CUUCUUCUUUGUUGUCUGCUUGUUCUUCCUCGCAUUCAUGGUUUACAAACCUUUUAUUGGCUGGCAAACACUCCUUUCUCGUGUCUUCUAUCACCAAGAUGUUGUUUUUAUGCCCAAGAAGUUUGAUAAAGGAAAAUUAGAGCGUUUUACUGUUAGGUAUAAAUUGUUCUUUUAGGUGCAAAAUGGAUUAUCUCCCAGGGAAAAUAAAAUAAUCCAUACCUUUCUGAUUAAGGAUGGAGUUAGCAAUAUUUAUUAAGGGAAGAUGGUAAACAUUAACGGGGUGAUCGAUACAAUUCCUUCUCAUCUGUGAUAAAAGGGAUGGAAUUGGAUGCCUAAAUAUAGUCUAUACAAAAAUAAGGGUCGAUCAGUUGUUCAUUCUGAGUAGAUAGAGUAUAAAAGGGCAUAAUGUGGAUGCCUAAGUUUUUAAACAAUAAACAGAUUUGUCAUUUGCAACUGUAUUUGAUUUUAACUAGAUGUCGCAUUCAGUUUCUUGAUUCUUCCAAAAUAAGCAACUUUUCCCCCAAUUCUGUCUAUGUUGAUCCCAAGCCCAGACAAAUAAGGGGUAAUAAAGGUUUGGAGAUUGUUGCAAGAAUACAAUUUAAACAAUGAAAUAAAUCAUAUUUGGUACUUGUUAAUGCUCAGGAAUUGCGAUGUGGCGGCAUGGGCAAGGUUUGGAAGUUUUUAAAAAGUAUUUAGAAAAGCUUGCAGUAAGUCUGGGGCAAGCGUAAGAUAUUUACACCAACAGCUUGUGAUAAUGCCUUAUUCUAUCAUCAAAUGCUAAUGAUAAUUAUACUUCAAAGCAAACUUUAACUUUGCUAUUGUUUAUCACAGUAGCUCUUCGAGCCAAAACCUUACUCUUGUGGUAGUUAACACCUCAAAUCUCAACCUAGUUCGGUUGUCCGCUGGCAUGAUAGACUUGUGCUAAAUUAUUAGAUAUUGGGAGGAAGUGAACCUCCCUAUAUCAUGGUUUAUGUUCUCAAGCGCUUCCAUUCUGAAUAACGUCUCCUAAAGCAGUAUUUUACCUUCUUAUUUAGUCCUAUAAAAUCUUAACUCGUUUAUGUGGAAUACAUUUAUGAAUACAAAUAGUUCAUUGCAAAGGUGCAAGGGGAUGAUUCAUUAUUUCCAAAUUUCUUAUUUUUAAUGAUUGUUUAGAGGCUUUUUAGGAUUUGUUUAGUUCAUAUUUUAGGAUUAUGAGGGGCUUUUGAGCUGAUAAUUGGGCUUAUGGAGCUGGUGGAAGUAUCAACACUAAUUUGGUAUCGAUUUUAUGGUGCCUCCCAUGAUCUGAGCUCUCUCCCCACCUUUUCUCUCCUUUUCCCUUCUCCUGUUAUGCUGUAUCUUCUAUUUAGAGUAGUUACUUGCACAAGGCCUCUCCUUGGUUCUCAGUCCAGUGUCUAAGGCCCAUUGCAGCAGCUUUGAGACUCCUUUUUUUUUUUUUCUUUCUUUCUUUAUUCAUUUAUUUUUGGAGGAGGGGCUUUGAAAGCCAGUAAGGUUGAAGGAUUUGUAUUGGGGUUUCUCUCUAUCUUUAUUCGAGAGGCACCAAUGUGAAGCAAACAGGGAAAAGAAAAGAGCCUCGGGCCUCCUUUUUUCAUGCAUCCUGGCAGAUACCCAUGAGUGUCAGUUGGUUCCAGUCACUGAUCCUGGUUCAUACUAGCCAGUGCAAUCAGGUUUCAAUGAAAUGCUCCUGUUAAUUUCAUAUAUAGGGAUCUUGGACUCAGUACCUCGCCAGUCUUAGCCAGGAUGCUUGGGGUGGACUGGAGCAGUAACGAUGAAAGCAACCUAGCAAAAAAUUCUGUGAUUAUCAAAGACAAUGAUAUUGUUGAAGCUGAAGAUCUGGAUCAACAGUGUCAUGGGGCUUCCAUGUCGCGCGAGGAAAAAGUCAGCAAUCUAAAAGCUGGUUUGGUUCAUGUCGCACGAAAGAUGCCCAAAAAUGCUCAUGUGCAUUUCAUCCUUGGCCUAAUGUAUCAACGAUUGGGUCAACCACAGAAGGCAGUCUUAGCAUUUGAAAAAUCAUCUGAGAUAUUACUACGGGAUGAGGAAGAGAUUCGGAGACCAGAUUUGCUUUCCUUGGUGCUGAUACACCAUGGACAGUGUAUUUUGCAAGCACAUACUGGGGAUAGCUCAGAUAAAGAGCUUGAAAUGGGUGAACUAGAUGAGAUUCUUGUGAAAUUGAAAGAGUCGGUACAAUCAGAUCCAAAACAGGCUGCUGUUUGGAAUACGCUUGGUUUGAUACUUCUUAGAACUAAUCGUCUGCAGAGUGCUAUAUCAGUUUUGUCAUCCCUCUUGGCCAUUGUUCCAGACUACCUGGAUUCCCUUGCAAACCUUGGCAUUGCAUACCUUCAAAGUGGAAAUUUGGAGCUUUCUGCAAAAUGCUUUCAAGAUCUUAUUCUUAAGGAUCAAAACCAUCCUGCUGCUUUGAUCAAUUAUGCAGCUUUCCUUUUGUGUAAAUAUGGAUCGAUCAUCCCAGGUCCAGGGGCAAAUGCAGGUGAAGGGGCUUAUCCACAUCAAGUUGAAGCUGCAUCUGUUGCAAAAGUGUGCUUAACAGCAGCAGUAAAAGCUGAACCUAAAGCUGGGGCAUUAUGGGUGAAUCUUGCUAAUGCAUAUUAUGUGGCUGGUGAUCAUAGGAAUGCAAAGAAGUGCUUGGAGCAGGCAGCAAAAUUGGAGCCUAAUCAAAUGUCUGCUCGAUAUGCUAUAGCAGUUCAUCGAAUUAAAGAUGCUGAAAGGUCACAAGAUUCUACAGAGCAGCUUUCCUGGGCUGCAAAUGAAAUGGCAUCGAUUCUAAAAGAAGGGGACCCUGCAGUAAUUGAUCUUCCAAUAGCAUGGGCAGGGUUGGCGAUGGUGCACAGAGCUCAACAUGAAAUUGCAGCAGCUUUUGAAACUGAGCAGAGGGAUUUGGUGGAGGCAGAAGAGCGAGCUCUGUAUACAUUAAAGCAGGCAAUUGAGGAGGAUCCAGAUGAUGCAGUUCAAUGGCAUCAACUUGGUCUUCACAACCUUUGUACCAUGCAGUUCAAGAUGUCAGUUAAGUUUCUCAAGGCUGCAGUAGCCCGAUGCAGGGAAUGCAGUUAUGCAUGGUCCAAUCUUGGUAUUGCAUUGCAAUUAUCUGAUGAUCCAUCUUCGGCUGAGGUAGUAUACAAGCGGGCACUCUCCCAUGCUACAACCCAACAGGCCCAUGCCAUCCUUUCUAACCUUGGAAACCUGUACCGUCAGCAGAAGAGGUUUGAACAUGCAAAGGCAAUAUUUGCAAAGUCUCUAGAACUGUGCCCAGGAUAUGCACCAGCACACAACAACCUUGGGCUUGUUUUUGUGGCAGAGGGCAGGUGGGAGGAAGCUAAAGCUUCUUUCGAGAAGGCUUUACAGUCAGACCCAUUGCUUGAUGCUGCCAAAUCCAACAUGAUGAAGGCAGUGGCCAUGUCUAGAAUAGGUUGAACCAUUUAAGCGACUUCUUCAAAAUGGAGUGAACCUGUGGUCAAGGCUAUAGGUCUUUUUUCAACCCUAUGUAGGUCAAAACGAGAACCGGAGAUCCUUGUCCCUGCUCUGUCGAAUUGGUUCAGAAUUUUAUUUGUCCCUCCUUCCAAGUUGAAAGCUUACAUCCUGUGGCAGCCUCUUUCUUCAAAUCCUCCUCAUUUAAAUCAGGCUCUUUUGAUCUCCUUUCUUGACCUCAGAGAGUCCCUUCUUGUGAACCAUUUGCUUCAAUGGUUAAGGCACAACUAGAGAUUGCAACAACAUAUUGUUCCCAUGUUAAUCUUGGUCAUACUGAGACAUGCCCAACAGCAAAGGCAAUAGCUUCAUGGAAUCAGUUGUACGUAUUGGAUAGGAUGGGGAAAUUAGAUUAGACGCUUUGUACAUGCUGAGCUCUGAAGUUACACAAGUAGUAUUCUGAUCUCCAAAGCUUUAGUAGGAUGGUCUAUUAAAAUGGCAAAAGGUUGGAAUCCCCAAAAGAUGCUCUCUACUGUAUUCAUGUGGAGAGGACAAGGCCAUUUCAAUACUUCGUGGUUCUAGCUUUUGUAUCUUAUUUGUUUUGAAGAACCAAUACACAUCAUCGUGAUUAGAAAUUUACUAGAAGGCAACUAGGUUACCCUUGAAUCAGCAUGUGGAUCAAUGAAUCCAGCAAACUACAUGAUUAGCUUGUUUCUGUUAUCUUGAUUAUUUCUGCAGUGGUUGAGGCUUUGGUGUGCUUUGGCUUUGUCAUGGACUGGUGAAUGCUUUUAGCAAAUAGACCUCAUAUGUAGUGAAGUUUGACAUCGAGACAGAUAUUUAGCCCAGGAAGUCCAGUGAUUUUCUUUUUCA